This is a messenger RNA of Protopolystoma xenopodis, 549 nucleotides long. The record is from the annotation of a GenBank genome assembly. NCBI's taxonomy places the organism in Eukaryota, Metazoa, Platyhelminthes, Monogenea, Polystomatidea, Polystomatidae.
AUGGAUUGUCGUCCUGUCUGCCGUGUACAGAACACAAUAUCACCUUUCAAUAGAGGCCGCAAGUCUCCAGCCUCCGCCGAUUCGAGUAAUGCCAUUCGGUGCUACAUUGAAAAUCGAGACCCCUCGGCCGACUGCCAGAUUCGGCCAAACGGUGGUGGAAUACCCCUCGGCCGAUUGCCAGAUUCGGCCAAACGGUGGUGGAAUGUCAACUGUUACACCCUCUUGACUGAAACGACUGCUCGCAUGCCUGACUAUUCCGAGUCAAGCACCUCGGGCUGUCAUGGCAUGCCUGAAAUGCCAUUUCAGCUCGUCUCCCUCGUGUCCGACUGUCGGUCCACAAAUCCCAUCCCCACUUGUGUCUUCUGCUCGUUCACUGUAACACAAUUCUUGCAAAAGGAUGUUCCUCCAGAAUGUUCACACUUUCUCCUACCCUCAGUAUCCGUCUUCACCUUAUUCCGCCCACUCCAUUGCAUUUUCGUGUCUCUUAAGGACAAUGGAAUUGCACAAAACGAGGUUCAGAGAGCCUGGACUUAUGCUUUCAACCGUUGA